AUAAACAAAACAUUGUUAUUCAAUACCCCGCACAUCGCAACAUUAGUUCUUAGUUCUACUGGUUCUACUUCCAAAAAAAUGUCCACCCGGUGGUAUCCGAUUUAUCAGCGAGGUAACCCACAGCUGCGAGUGUUUCUGCCAAACUUUUGGCUCAAGCUUAUUCGAUCAGAACAUGAGCAGCCGCCGAACGUCGUACAAUUUGCUUGUUCCAUGGAAAUGACAAAGUACGACAUAAAAAACUACCUGCAGAAGAUCUACAACGUUCCCGUUGUGGACGUUCGAACGCGGAUAGCACUGGGGAAAACAAAGCGGGACCAGGUGAUGGGUUAUGUUACCAAAUAUGAAGACACCAAGCUAGCCUAUGUAACACUGCCUAAGGAUGUAAAAUUCGAAUUCCCCAACCUGUUUCCCGAGGAAAGUAAAAAGCAACUGGAGGACGACAAAAAAUCUUUGGACGAAGCCAAAAAGAACCACAAAAAAUAUCUAGAGAAAAACAAGCAUAGGCCUGGCACUCCCGGUUGGUUUUCAAUAUAAAAUUAACUGAUUUAAUAGUAUGAUUUAAUAAAAGAUAAUGUAUUUUAUGCGCUGCAUAAAUUUAAUAAA
Messenger RNA from Wyeomyia smithii (pitcher-plant mosquito), 603 nucleotides. It is a transcript of the gene mRpL23, whose product is annotated as probable 39S ribosomal protein L23, mitochondrial. Gene Ontology annotation, biological process: mitochondrial translation. Lineage: Eukaryota; Metazoa; Arthropoda; Insecta; Diptera; Culicidae. The transcript is spliced from 2 exons. The coding region runs from base 79 to 534 and encodes 151 amino acids. Gene Ontology annotation, cellular component: mitochondrial large ribosomal subunit; ribosome. The record is from RefSeq and is a predicted model, not a curated record. Gene Ontology annotation, molecular function: structural constituent of ribosome.